Molecule: messenger RNA, 1931 nt
Organism: Cryptomeria japonica (Japanese cedar)
Lineage: Eukaryota; Viridiplantae; Streptophyta; Pinopsida; Cupressales; Cupressaceae
Product: phosphoribosylaminoimidazole carboxylase, chloroplastic
Exons: 12
Coding region: 432-1931 (499 amino acids)
Biological process (GO): 'de novo' IMP biosynthetic process
Cellular component (GO): chloroplast
Molecular function (GO): ATP binding; metal ion binding; phosphoribosylaminoimidazole carboxylase activity
Source: RefSeq, a predicted model, not a curated record
CUACACAUACUUAAAACAAAUUAAAGAGUGCCGACCAGAGGAGCUUGAAGAAAGAGCAAAAAGGAAAACAGCACUCGGAGACCAGCUCCUACAGGCCCAACGGACAAAUUGUGGACCUGGAGGAGUAGUCUAAGCCGAAGCAGCUGGACCUCACCAGUUACACCAAGACGGUGUAGGAGCUUAAGCGGAACACUGCCAAGCUGUAGGCUAGAAUAACAAUUCCGCUCCGAGCUCUCUCGAUUGAAUCUACAGCUUUUACGUUUGGACAUUUAGGCAUGUUCAGGGAAUGACUUUCGUUUUUUAAAACAGUGGGAAAAGCAACGCAGGGCUUAAUGGAGAAAUCGGAGGAUUUAAUAAUCAGUCAAUGAAGCUGUUGGCUCCGAGAAAUGCAGGCGUAAAGAUAGUAAAGUUUUUGAACUUGUUAUUUUUCAAUGGAAACUCUGUUGUUUGCUACACCCUCCCCAUUAUUCUGCAAGAGGCCUCCAACCAAAUUAAAAUCGUUUCAGUUGUUUCACAUCAAUAAAUUAAAACACAUUCAUUUCCACUCAGUUGGAUUUUCAGUUGUCGGUUAUCAACAGAGGCGCAGGCAAGUGCAGGCUUUAGGGAUUUCCAAACCAGAAGAAGAAACCCAAGCAAUGAAUCCAACACCCAUAUGCGAGGAUUUGUGUGCUAGUGUCAUUGGCCUUAAUGACACAGUUGUGGGAGUCUUGGGAGGAGGACAGUUGGGAAGGAUGCUUUGUCAGGCAGCCUCCAAGAUGGGUGUGAAGGUGGCAGUGCUGGAUCCUAUGGAAAAUUCUCCUGCAAGUGCCAUUGCCCAUAAGCAUGUUGUGGGCAGUUUCAGGGACACUAAUGCAGUCCAAGAAUUUGCCAAAGAGUGUGGAGUACUGACGGUUGAAAUUGAGCAUGUGGAUGUUGAGACAUUGGAUGUACUAGAAAAGCAAGGAAUGGAUUGCCAACCCAAUCCCUCAACAAUUCGGCUUAUCCAGGACAAAUAUUUGCAGAAGAUUCAUUUUCGUGAACAUGAUGUCCCCCUCCCAGAUUUUAUGCAGAUUGACUGCUUUGAAAGUGCAAAAUUAGCAGGUGAUUUGUUUUCUUAUCCACUGAUGAUAAAAAGUAGACGCCUUGCUUAUGAUGGCCGAGGCAAUGCUGUUGCAAGCUGUGAAGAGGAUAUAAGUGCAGCUGUUUCUGCAUUAGGAGGUUUUGAGCGUGGGUUGUAUGCAGAGAAAUGGGCACCAUUUAUCAAGGAGCUAGCUGUCAUUGUGGCAAGAGGAAGACAUGGUGCUGCUUGCUGCUUUCCAGUGGUGGAAACCACCCACAAGGAUAGCAUUUGCCAUAUGGUGGAGGCACCUGCAGAUGUUCCAACAGAAAUAAGAGAAAUGGCUGUUCAAGUGGCUGAAAGAGCUGUUAGUUCACUUGAAGGUGCCGGAGUCUUUGCUGUUGAACUGUUUCUGACUGGAGAUGGUCAGAUUUUGCUGAAUGAAGUCGCCCCUAGGCCCCACAACAGUGGUCAUCAUACAAUUGAAGCAUGCUAUGUCUCACAGUUUGAACAGCAUUUACGAGCUAUACUUGGUCUUCCUCUUGGUGAUGCAUCUAUGAAAGUACCUGCUGCAAUCAUGUAUAAUUUGCUUGGUGAAGAUGAGGGAGAGAAAGGCUUCAUUAAAGCCCAUCAACUUAUGAAAAGAGCAGUAUCAGUUGCUGGUGCAAGUGUUCACUGGUAUGAGAAACCUGAAAUGAGAAAGCAGCGAAAGAUGGGUCAUAUCACUGUUGUAGGACCUUCAAUGGACCUGGUUAGAGCACGCAUGAAGUUGAUAAUAGAUGGAGACAAUCAGGAUGGGAGCUUUGGCUCUAGAAAUAGACAACCUACAGAAACCACUUCAAAAGUUUCAGCUAAAGAUUUAGCAACAAGCUCUAGAAAUGAUAAUUCAGAUUAG